Messenger RNA from Drosophila grimshawi, 2600 nucleotides. RefSeq names its product anaphase-promoting complex subunit 2 (gene morula). Gene Ontology annotation, cellular component: anaphase-promoting complex. The coding region runs from base 1 to 2379 and encodes 792 amino acids. Lineage: Eukaryota; Metazoa; Arthropoda; Insecta; Diptera; Drosophilidae. Gene Ontology annotation, molecular function: ubiquitin protein ligase binding. Gene Ontology annotation, biological process: ubiquitin-dependent protein catabolic process. The transcript is spliced from 8 exons. The record is from RefSeq and is a predicted model, not a curated record.
AUGAGCGAUUUAAAUGAUCUGUGGUUAGAUGUACAGAAAAUUUUUCCAAUUUUAAAUGGAAAAAUAACUGCUCCAACACAGCCAAUUGAUGAGGAAUUGUUUGAAAAUGCUUACCGGCAACUCUCCAAACUUGGAGGCAUUGAAACAUUGGCAACUAUUUUGGAAAUGGAAAUUGAGUCGACCAUUCGAAAUACGCUUGCUCCGAGGUUUUGGAAACACUUCACUACUGACAGCCAAUCCACCAAGGCAAAGUCGGAGGCAGCUUCAAAUAUUCCAGCACUCACUGACUCAAAUGCGUUGUUCUUCAAAUUUAUCGCUGCAAUUGAUGAACUUUAUGAUGGCUAUCAGUGCUUACAGCAAAUAAAGCCCAAUUUAGCACGUCUAAACAAAGGCGCCCAGGCGUUUCCAAAGUCGGGCGAUAGAAAGACCAAUUUACAUAAUGCUUUGCUGGCGCAAUUGGCGCCAACAUUUAAUAGUUUCGUUUGCGACUUUUACGCCGUACAUUUCCGACUGUUCACUAAAGAUACAAGUCUAUCGUCGACCACACUUGAUGGAGAAGUGUUUUCAGAGCUACCAUGUGUCGGAUGUAAUUUCGAUCACGAGCAAUGCUGUUGUCAAAAACUCACUGAAAUGGUGAAUGAAACGAAUCGAAAAUUGGCAAAGAUGGAUUUAAUUGAUCGUUUAGCGGGAAGUGCUUUGACAGCUUUAAUCAAGCUAAAAAUCAAGGAACAUAUCAACGAUACCUGCCUGGGAAUUUUUGACAGAAGUCACCUCAAAAAACUAGAAACGUGGAUCAACGAUAUUGUUAUGACCUGGCUAACUACAAUUUUUUCAGAAUGUAAAUCGAAGGAUGAUAUUUCUGAAGAGAAAAUACCAAAGUCUGUGCAGGCUUUUAAAGUGAAACUAACUUAUUUUAUGUAUGAAACAUUUGCACAAAACGUAAUUAGUCAAUUUUUCAGUAUAAUUAUAGACUACCCGGACUCAACGCCUGCCAUAGACGAUUUAAAGAUUUGUAUGGAGAAAAUCGAUAUGAGAGUUCUGUUAACUGAAUCAUUGAGAAGUUCGCUGGAAGCAAGGAUUUUGCAUCCCGGUGUCAAUACUAUGGAUAUAUUGACGGGAUACGUAGCAGCAAUUAAAGCCAUACGGCAUCUAGAUAACACAGGAGUGAUAUUAGAGAUAGUUACGGCUCCAAUCAAAGAUUACUUACGCAAGCGCAAUGAUACUGUGCGACGUGUUGUUACUGGCUUAACAGAGGAGGGACCAACGGACCUUUCCGAAGAGUUGGCUAAGGGCGAAUUUAUUAAAGAUGGCAAAGAUGCUGGACUCAAUGAAUUUAGUAAUUGGGAAAAUUGGGAACCGGAUCCCUUUGGCAUUGACCCCGAUGUCUUGGAGUUAAGUAGCUCGAAAAUUAUUCGAUCUGCCGAUAUUAUAUCCAUGGUGGUCGAUAUAUAUGGAAGUAAAGAGCUAUUUAUGGUUGAAUACCGCAACUUGAUGGCUGAUCGAUUAUUGUCGCAGCUUGACUUUAAUUCGGAAAAAGAAAUUCGAAAUCUUGAAUUGCUUAAAAUCAGAUUCGGUGAAUCGCUUCUACAUAGCUGUGAGGUGAUGCUAAAGGAUGUUACCGAUUCAAAACGCAUUAAUGCGCACAUUCACAGCAAUGGCAACUGUGAUGAAACUCCAUUAUUUGACAUUUCGUCAAUGAUAAUUUCGGCGCAAUUCUGGCCAUCAUUUAAUAAGGAGAGUCUACAGCUGCCCGAGGAGCUGGAAAAUGAAUUUAAGAAAUUUACGAAAGCAUAUGAAUCUUACAAGGGAAACCGCACUCUCAAUUGGCGCCCGGUGACCGGACGUGUCAACAUAGUUAUCGAAAUCGGCGAGAGAGUAUUGGAGAUGACGGUCCCGCCAACACAAGCUAUAAUCAUUUACCACUUCCAACAUAAAAAUGAGUGGAGCGUGGACGAAUUGAGUAGCCUUAUUAAAGUUCCCCCAUCUGCGCUAAGAAGACGCAUAAGCUUUUGGCAAAAUCAUGGUCUGAUUUCAGAGACAGAACCCGGUAUUUUUACACUCUUGGAGAAGGCAUCGGAGAAAACACAGUUUGAGGAGAUGAAUGUCACAGAUGCCGACGAAGAGGACUUGGAAUCAGCUAUGGCCUCGGCCAGUGAUCAAAGAGAAGAAGAACUUCAAGUUUUCUGGUCUUAUAUUGUUGGUAUGCUUACAAAUCUAGAUUGUAUGCCGAUCGAUCGGAUUCACCAAAUGCUUAAGCUAUUUGCUUCACACAGCGGAGGAGUCGAAUUUACGCAAGAUGAAUUAAAACAUUUCUUGCAACGUAAAGUUCGCGAACAUAAACUUUUAUUCUCCGGUGGAGUUUAUCAGUUAGCUAAAUAAAAUCGCAAUGUUUGGUCAAUACUAAGUAUUUCUAUCCUACACAUUCAAAAUGGAUUAGUGAAGUUGUGUAAAUGCAUGUAACAUGCAGAAGCCAACUCUUAUCCCACAUGGUGUAUUUAUAGAAUGCAUGUGUUGGGAUGAAAACGUUAGAAAUUUAAUUUAAUCAAAUGAAAUGAAUAUGGAAUAAUAGCAAUAAAGUAUUAACUAUUGUUUACCAUUUA